This is a messenger RNA of Amphimedon queenslandica, 597 nucleotides long. Its product is annotated as E3 ubiquitin-protein ligase TRIM71-like. NCBI's taxonomy places the organism in Eukaryota, Metazoa, Porifera, Demospongiae, Haplosclerida, Niphatidae. Bases 1 to 597 code for a protein of 198 amino acids. The record is from RefSeq and is a predicted model, not a curated record. The transcript is spliced from 2 exons. Gene Ontology annotation, molecular function: protein binding.
AUGGAUGAUAAUAAGGGAGUACACAAGAUAUCAAUAAACGGACAAGACAGUGGGUCUUUAGCUGAAAAGGGAGAGAAACCAGGCCAGUUUAAUACACCUGAAGGUAUAAUUGCCUCUCAUGAUACACAUCACAUCUAUGUUGCUGAUCGUGGCAAUCACAGAAUUCAAGUCCUCAAUCCAGACUUGACCUCAUUUCUUGUGUUUGGCAGCAAAGGAUCUGGUGAGGGCCAGUUUGACGAACCUUGGGGCCUAGCUAUUGACAGUGACGAGUUUCUUUAUGUCGUUGACUCUAAAAAUCACCGCAUUCAAAAGUUUACGUCCAAAGGAGAAUUUGUAAUGGAGUUUGGCAAAACUGGAGAAGGGACUUUAUCAUCUCCUGCUGGCAUAACUAUCAGCCACAAGAAUCAGUUAUAUGUCACAGAGAAGGGAACUCAUUCUGUUGCUGUGUUUGAUACUGAGGGUCACUUUAUCAAUCGAUUCGGUCGUCAUGUCAGCAAUCCAGAUUAUUGUCUUAAAUGUCCCGAGGGGAUCGACUUUGACUGCAAUGGACUCUUAUACAUUUGUGACUAUUUUAAUAAAAGAAUAGUAGUAUACUAG